Exophiala xenobiotica is the source of this 1449-nucleotide messenger RNA. RefSeq lists its product as uncharacterized. Lineage: Eukaryota; Fungi; Ascomycota; Eurotiomycetes; Chaetothyriales; Herpotrichiellaceae. The transcript is spliced from 3 exons. Gene Ontology annotation, cellular component: membrane; signal peptidase complex. Gene Ontology annotation, biological process: protein targeting to ER. The coding region runs from base 128 to 835 and encodes 235 amino acids. The record is from RefSeq and is a predicted model, not a curated record.
CAGCGUUGCUAGCUGCGACAGCGCUGAGAGUCUAUGGCAUGCUGACUCUUCAUUCUCACUGAAUCCCCCCAAGUGAGAACCGUUACCUUACCCCUCUACUGUGUAUGCUCAAAACUACGCCGCAAAGAUGUCAUCCCCUGCCCAGAAAGUGUCUCUCUACUCAGUCAAUGACCUCAAGAAUGCCACCGACGAUGCCCUUGCACCCUACCUGACCAGCCUCUCCAAGCCAUAUACCUUCAAACAGCAACACUACACGACCAACAUCCGCCUCAUCCUAGGCUACACAGCCGUCAUCAUCGCAGGCGUCUUAUUCUACGCGGACUACAAACUCGGCUGGGACGCGACGAAAGCGUACACAGGACCAGCAUGUGUCGCAUAUUUCGUGCUCAACAGCGCAUUAACAUACUGGAUUUGGGCUGUCGAAGCGGGCACCGUGUUCGUCGGGACGAGAGAGGGAGGGCAGAAGUUGAGGUUGAAGUCGUCCACGCAAAAGUACAAGCCGAUGUACAAGCUCAAAGUCACCUAUGAAGCGCCCUCUGGAAAGAAGUGGGAGGACAAAGAAGUCGAGGGCUCGUUUACACAGUGGUUUAACACGCAUGGUUACUUGCAGAAAAAGGAGCUGCACAGCUGGUUGGCAGAGAAUAUCGAAGUGUUAGGCGUGGCGCAAAAAGAAGGCAAGGCGAAGAUCGAAUCAGCGCCAUCUGCAGGGGCGAUUGACGAUGCGACUCUUGCAGCCAUUUCAGGCCCGGAAAUGAUGUCCUUCUCAUCAAGUGCUGAGGCAUCGCCGGCGACACCGUCGACCUCGAAGAAGGGCAGGCCGAAGAAGAAGGUCUAAAAGGAGUCUUCAGUGGAACUUGGCAGGGAAGGGAAGGCACUAAGAGACUUGCAAGACGCAUACGACCUAGGAUACGAUACCCCGGUAAACGUGGAUUGAACUGCGCAGUUCAUACCCCAGGCCACCAACGGCCGUGGAACCCUCAGCAACAUACCACCUCACCCCGUGUAGAUACGAGUCAACGCCAUACCCUGAGCAUUGAAGAGGGUACCGUCAACAGCGCCCUCCAGGCACAGAAGACGCCACGCCGAAAAUGUGCCAUAGACGCAGUCGAGCUAAUUCCACGCCCUGCGAGGAGAUAGCAAGCCUUUAAUGGGCCGGUUUCUGGGCAAACGUUGCAAGAUGGUCAUGCGGCAUCACUUGAUGGAGGCUGAUCUUUACCGCCAUGGUCAUCAAGAUACUGAACGGGAUGGAAAGCUGGCUGAUCUUUAUCGCCAUGGUCAUCAAGAUAGCAGACAGGAUGGGAAUUCGGCUGAUGAAGCUUCAGUCAGCCCUCCGACCGUCUUCAAGACUAAGGUACCUAGAUCUGUGGACUCUAGCAAAUGCCGCGAGGUGCCUGGUCAAUCUUGGAACCAAUGGAAUCUCUUUACUAAUCUUUACAUGUCAACUUCUAA